Molecule: messenger RNA, 2552 nt
Organism: Harmonia axyridis
Lineage: Eukaryota; Metazoa; Arthropoda; Insecta; Coleoptera; Coccinellidae
Product: transmembrane channel-like protein 5
Exons: 14
Coding region: 194-2413 (739 amino acids)
Cellular component (GO): plasma membrane
Molecular function (GO): mechanosensitive monoatomic ion channel activity
Source: RefSeq, a predicted model, not a curated record
UAUGAAGAUAUGUUGUCAAAUCUUUCAGGAUAAACAAUAACAAUGGAUAUGUACUACAAUUACAGAUUAUCUCCAUUAUCUUUUUACAAGUAAUACUUUUGAGUUAUCGUGGCAUUAUUAUUGUCUGUGAUGAGUGUUUCUGAGGGAGUGCAAAAUUUGCCAUAUCUACAAGUAAAUCCCUGACAAACGAAAUAUGGAUAGAGUAAAUUUAUUUUCUGAUCAAAUUUAUGUGAGUGUAGACAGUGAAGAAGAUGAAAACAAAAUGAAUACCUCAAAGAAUAGAAGCAAAAAAUCCAAAAACUUGCCAAGUCACAUUCAUACUUUACGAUAUCGCAAUAAUCUUCAGGAAAAAUUUAAACAAAAACAUCAACAUAUUGGUCUGCAGAAUCGUUGUGAGGAUGAAGAAGACAGUGCACAAAAUAUUAUUGAAUACCAUGCUGAUCAAAUUAUUUCAAAAAUGGAGGAGGAUGAUGAUUUAAUGGAAAAUAAUUUGGAAUCAGAAAAAUUGAGAAAGGAUGUAUUGAAACAUUUGCCUCAGUGUUUGACAAUGAAGAGAUGCAUAAAAAAAAAAUUAGCGAAAUCAAUUAAUACAAAGGAGAACAGUCACCCCAUAAGUAAUUUUAAAAGAUUACAAUAUAGAAUGAGCAUGAAAUAUUGUCAGAUGAAAACCAAAGUUCAAGAUACAAUCAAUUCUUAUGAAUUAUGGUAUUCUUCCUUAAAAACCAUUGAAGGUCAAUUUGGAUCAGCCACUUCUUCAUAUUUUAGAUUCCUCAGAUGGUUGUUCAUUUUGAACUUAAUAGUAAUGGCUGUAACUCAUUCGUUUAUCGUUAUACCGCAGUUAACUUUUAAAAAUCCCUUUCCAAUAUCAGACCAAAGACAAUUUAGCGUGUGGGAUAUUUUCACUGGAGAGGGUUUUCUAACUGAUACUUUGCUUUACUAUGGGUUUUAUUCAAAUGAGACUGUGAAUAUUUAUGGUUUUCCUUAUAAUAUGCCUUACGCUUAUUUCUACACCAUGUUGUUCCUCUAUGUUUUCACAUUUUUGGUUUUAAGUUAUGGGGUGGCUAAUUCUUAUCGCAAGAGCUUCAUAGAGACUGAAGGAGGCUUGAGAAAUAUAUUUGCUAAUAAAAUAUUAUGCGGAUGGGAUUUCGGAAUAGCUACCAAAGAAGCUGCUGAUUUGAAGUCGAAAGCUAUAUACAAUGAAUUAAAGGAAUUUCUCAGUGAAGUCUGUACAGAUAAUAACAAAAUCAGUUUCAUGACUAGGAUUAAAUUGAAGUUGAUUUAUUUUGCAACUAAUGUGAUCAUACUCAUGAUUUUUAUCUGCAUUGGAGUUUUUUUAUGGUUCUUAUUAGAAAAACAUGGUGAACAGAAAAUUGGGCCUAUAGUUAUAGCAGUUACAGCUAAUGUUUUCAAUGUGGUUGGGCCAAUUUUGUUGACUAGAAUAUCAAGGUAUGAAAAUUAUAGGAACCAAAGGAAUGCUGUUGGUGUUACCCUGAUCAGAUCUUUCAUCUUAAGUUCAGUUAUUGUGGGUACCUUGGUUGUUUUCUGGUUGAUUCAUUCUUUUACUCAAGAAUGCUGGGAAACUUCAUUGAGUCAAGAAAUGUAUAGGCUCACCCUUUAUGAUUUUCUCCUCAGCCUGCUGAUUCAUGCGAUUAGUCUUAUUCAUCAUUUAUUGUACAAAUUUAACUACUGCAAAAUGUCGCCCAACUAUGAGUUCGAUGUUGCCAGUAAUACCUUGGAUCUCAUUUAUAGCCAAUCCCUUUUUUGGAUGGGUUUCUUCUUCACUCCCUUACUAUCCCUUAUUGUGACUAUUCGUAUGUUCCUAACAUUCUAUUUGAAGAAAUAUCAUGUACUUAAAUUGUGCAAACCAUCAACUAAAGCAUGGAGAGCUUCUCAAACUCAAACCUGGUUUCUUACCCUAACAUUUUUGACAUUACUGGCCACUGGAGGCACGUUACUGUUUAUACUUUUUAGAAUUCCAGCAACAAAAUGUGGUCCAUUCGCAGAUAACGAAUAUUUCUAUCAGGUCAUACUUUCACAGUUUGAAAAAUCUCGAUUCAUUCCUUUCAAACUUUUGGGGUAUCUGAUGAAGCCAGGUGUCAUCUUUUUAAUUAUAAUCGCUCUUUGUGCUAGACUCUAUUAUGUGAGGGAGAAGGCUAAUGCUCAAAGAAAUAUGGUGAAAAUGUUGAGAAAUAUGUUGAUAUGGGAAUCCAAAGAUAAAGAAUUUUUAUUGAAAAACAUUACAAAUAUAACUAAAGGAGAAUUCCAAUAUGAUGCACAAAAUAAUCGACUUGAAGAUCCCUACUUAACAAUGCCAAAAAUUUAUAGGGCACAAAGUUCACAUUCAGAAAGUACUGAAAUUCCUACGUCCAGUAACGGAAUAAUUACUUCAAAGUCUUCCAAGUAUGCCUGUUAAAACAAUGUGAUAAAUGAAUUAUAGUUUUGAAUUUAUUUUAUAUUACCUUUUUUUUUAUUUAUCAAUGCUUCAAAGCUUUAAUUAAAUGAAAAUAUUGAAUUGUCGAUGACAUAAAUAAAAUUAUUUGCUUGAAAAUAUU